AUGGCAACCCGUUCCUGGCCACCCUCUCAAACCUGCUCCCCUGUUGAUCAGGGACAGUUGAAACCCCUCUUUCCGCCAGCCUCCCCUGAGCUUGGCAAAGUAUCUCUCAAGCGGGUCAUCCGCCUCCUCUGGGGACUCCAAGCCCAGGUUGACCGCAUUGAGUGGACCCUCUUGGAACAAGCCAAAGUUAGCCAAGAGGUUUGGACCAAUGUUGAGAAUAUCUCACAAACGGUUGAUACUGUCAAGGAUGGGCUUGCCCAACUCCAUCACUCCCGGGGCCCUCAUACCCCAGAAGAACAAAAACCCCCUGCGGUCAAGGAAACUCCCAGGGCCGCGCCCAAAGCCAAGCCUAUUGUCAAGGCUCAACCAUUCUUUGGGGCCCCAGCCCCCAUCAUCUCUACAGGGGCCCCUAGGCGCAACCCCCUUUCCCUCUUCAACCCUUACCCCUGCUCUUCCUUCCCUUUGGGACUGGCUCCAGCAGCCCCCCAAGGACCUCCACCAGCAACUAUUGUCCCCCCCGCACAGCCUCCAGUCCCCUCCACUGUAAAGGUGGACCAUCCCAACGCCUUCAAAGGCAAAAUUGGCUUGGAGGCCAAGCAAUGGCUGACACGUAUGUUGGCCUGGGUACGCCUAAACCAAAGGCAAUUCCCAUUGGACAUGGAGGUCCUAAGCUUUCUGUUAAUGAACAUGACAGAAGCCACCGGGGCAUGGGCCCACCCAUAUCUGGACCAAUUAGGGUCCCACUGCGCAAUCAUCCAGUCCGUGGAUGACUUCAAAAUCAAAUUCCUGGCUGCCUUCAGAGACCCAGACGCAACUAGAGCAGCAGAGCGGAAGAUUACUUCCCUCACACAAACUGGCACUUGUGCCAAAUAUAUUAUUAAGUUCCACACGCUGCAGAUGGAACUCAACUGGAACAAUGCCGCUCUCCGCGGACAGUUUGCACGGGGACUCACUGGGAGGUCCGCAAACAAAGUGCCACAAGGGAGAGGCAACCCCGCACCCUGA
Messenger RNA from Rhizoctonia solani, 1005 nucleotides. Its product is annotated as Retrotransposon-derived protein PEG10. The record is from RefSeq and is a predicted model, not a curated record. Bases 1 to 1005 code for a protein of 334 amino acids. The transcript has a single exon. NCBI's taxonomy places the organism in Eukaryota, Fungi, Basidiomycota, Agaricomycetes, Cantharellales, Ceratobasidiaceae.